CUACAAAAGGGGAGCCGGUCAGGCAGAUGCGCAUGCAUCCUGGCUCCUACUGCCACAAAUCCCAGCUGCCCCUGCGGUGACGGAGAAAGCGGCUAACAUGGCGGGCAGACUGGGCCGGUUCCUGAAGGAGGCCUGGGCCAAGGAGCCGGUGCUGACCGUGUCCUUCGCCAUCGGCACCUUGGCUCUGCUCGUACCUCCUUUUAGCCCCUAUACCAAGUACGCAGGCAUGGUCAACCGAGCUACCCCUUACAACUACCCCGUUCCUGUUCGAGAUGACGGCAACAUGCCUGACAUCCCCAGCCAUCCUCAGGAUCCCCAGGGUCCUUCCCUCCAGUGGCUGAAGAAUCUGUGAAUCCUCCAUCUGCUCCCCCCAAAUAAACGUCCUUGUCUUAUC
Vombatus ursinus (common wombat) is the source of this 394-nucleotide messenger RNA. RefSeq names its product NADH:ubiquinone oxidoreductase subunit A3 (gene NDUFA3). Gene Ontology annotation, cellular component: mitochondrial inner membrane. The transcript is spliced from 4 exons. Lineage: Eukaryota; Metazoa; Chordata; Mammalia; Diprotodontia; Vombatidae. The record is from RefSeq and is a predicted model, not a curated record. Bases 98 to 352 code for a protein of 84 amino acids.